AGGGGAGGCCUUCAUUCCCGCGAAAGAAGCAGGGUGGUGGUGGUGGUGGUUGUUUAAGUUUCCUCUGCCAAGUGUAAAGGAAAGCUAAUGAACCUUAAUAUCUUUGAAAAUGCAGCUGUGGAGGAGUUGACGCUUUUAUGGAAGCACCCCUAUUUCGAGCUGGCCAAAGGUUCUACAGUUAUGGAGCUGAGUGAUGCCAAUUUGCAGACUCUGACUGAAUAUUUGAAGAAGACGUUGGAUCCUGAUCCUGCUAUAAGGCGUCCUGCGGAAAAAUUCCUUGAGUCUGUCGAAGGAAGCCAAAAUUACCCACUGCUGCUCUUAACGCUGCUAGAGAAGUCACAAGAUAAUGUUAUCAAAGUCUGUGCCUCUGUCACAUUCAAGAAUUACAUUAAAAGGAACUGGAGAAUUAUCGAAGAUGAACCAAACAAAAUCUGUGAAGCGGACAGAAUAGCCAUUAAAGCCAACAUAGUACACCUGAUGCUUAGCAGUCCGGAACAAAUUCAAAAACAGUUAAGCGAUGCCAUCAGUAUCAUCGGUAGAGAAGAUUUUCCUCAGAAAUGGCCUGACCUGCUGACAGAAAUGGUGAAUCGCUUUCAGAGCGGAGACUUCCAUGUUAUUAAUGGAGUCCUUCGCACAGCACACUCUUUGUUUAAAAGGUAUCGUCAUGAAUUUAAAUCAAAUGAACUGUGGACAGAAAUCAAACUUGUCCUUGAUGCCUUUGCACUGCCACUGACAAACCUUUUUAAGGCCACAAUUGAGCUUUGCAGUACUCACGCCAAUGAUGCCAGUGCUUUGAAAGUACUCUUCUCCUCUCUAAUUCUGAUUGCUAAGCUGUUCUACAGUUUAAAUUUUCAGGACCUUCCUGAAUUUUUUGAAGAUAACAUGGAAACCUGGAUGAUGAAUUUCCACAACCUUUUAACUUUGGAUAACAAACUCUUACAGACAGAUGAUGAAGAAGAAGCUGGUCUACUAGAGCUUUUGAAAUCCCAGAUUUGUGACAAUGCUGCUUUGUAUGCUCAAAAAUAUGAUGAAGAAUUUCAGCCUUACCUGCCACGUUUUGUCACAGCAAUCUGGAAUUUACUGGUCACGACCGGUCAAGAAGUUAAAUAUGAUUUGUUGGUAAGCAACGCAAUCCAGUUUCUGGCUUCAGUUUGUGAGAGACCUCAUUAUACACAUCUGUUUGAAGACCAGAAUACACUGACUAGUAUUUGCGAGAAAGUCAUUGUUCCCAACAUGGAAUUCAGAGCUGCUGAUGAAGAAGCUUUUGAAGAUAAUUCUGAAGAAUAUAUUCGGAGAGACUUAGAAGGCUCUGAUAUCGAUACCAGACGUCGAGCAGCCUGUGAUCUAGUAAGGGGUUUAUGCAAAUUUUUUGAAGGACCUGUGACAGGGAUCUUCUCUGGUUAUGUUAACUCUAUGCUGCAAGAAUAUGCGAAGAAUCCGUCUGUCAACUGGAAACAUAAAGAUGCUGCUAUUUACCUUGUAACGUCCUUGGCCUCGAAAGCUCAGACACAAAAGCAUGGAAUAACACAAGCCAAUGAACUUGUAAAUCUGACAGAGUUCUUUGUGAACCAUAUUCUACCAGAUCUUAAGUCUCCUAAUGUGAAUGAAUUUCCUGUACUUAAAGCAGAUGGUAUCAAGUACAUCAUGAUUUUCAGGAACCAAGUUCCUAAAGAUCAGCUUCUGGUGUCUAUUCCUCUCCUAAUCAAUCAUCUUCAAGCAGAAAGUAUUGUAGUUCAUACAUAUGCAGCUCAUGCCCUUGAAAGAUUAUUUACAAUGAAAGGGGCUAACAACACAACAUUAAUUACAGCUGUAGAGAUGGCACCGUAUGUUGAAAUCCUGCUAACAAACCUUUUCAAAGCUCUGACGCUUCCAGGGUCAUCUGAAAAUGAAUAUAUUAUGAAAGCCAUCAUGAGGAGCUUUUCUCUGCUUCAGGAAGCCAUCAUUCCGUAUAUCCCUUCUCUCAUCACUCAGCUCACCCAGAAACUCCUUGCCGUCAGUAAGAAUCCAAGCAAGCCUCACUUCAAUCAUUACAUGUUUGAAUCAAUUUGCUUGUCAAUAAGGAUAACUUGCAAAGCCAACCCCGCAGCAGUUGUAAGCUUCGAAGAGGCGUUGUUCAUGGUGUUCACUGAAAUUCUGCAGAAUGAUGUGCAAGAGUUCAUCCCGUAUGUGUUUCAAGUGAUGUCUCUGCUGCUGGAGAUGCAUAAAAAUGAUAUUCCAUCAUCCUACAUGUCCUUGUUCCCGCAUCUGCUUCAGCCGGUGUUAUGGGAGAGAUCAGGAAACAUUCCCCCUCUGGUGAGGCUCCUUCAGGCCUACUUGGAAAGAGGUGCCAACACGAUAGCGACUGCCGCAGCUGACAAAAUACCUGGACUACUAGGAGUGUUCCAGAAACUUAUUGCCUCCAAACUUAAUGACCACCAAGGAUUCUAUCUUCUCAACAGUAUUAUAGAACAUAUGCCUCCUGAGUCCAUUGAUCAGUACAGGAAGCAGAUUUUCAUUCUGCUAUUCCAAAGGCUUCAGAAUUCCAAAACAACAAAAUUUAUCAAAAGUUUUCUAGUCUUUAUCAACUUGUACUGUGUAAGAUAUGGAGCAAUAGCACUUCAAGAAAUCUUUGACAGUAUACAGCCAAAAAUGUUUGGAAUGGUUUUGGAGAAGAUCAUAAUACCAGAAAUACAGAAAGUGUCUGGACAGGUAGAAAAGAAAAUCUGUGCAGUUGGCAUCACGAAAAUACUCACCGAAUGUCCUCCUAUGAUGGACACGGAGUACACAAAACUCUGGACACCUCUUCUUCAGGCCCUCAUUGGUCUCUUCGAGCUGCCUGAAGAUGACACCCUGCCCGAUGAAGAACACUUCAUUGACAUAGAAGACACACCCGGAUACCAGACUGCAUUCUCCCAGCUCGCUUUUGCUGGGAAAAAAGAACAUGAUCCAGUGGGCCAAAUGGUGAACAACCCUAAAAUCCACCUUGCACAGUCUCUUCAUAAAUUAUCUACUGCAUGUCCAGGCAGGGUGCCCUCAAUGGUGAGCACAAGCUUGAAUGCAGAAGCUUUGCAGUUCCUCCAAGGAUACUUACAGGCUGCGAGUGUCACGUUGCUCUGACCGCUUCCUUUCCGGUGCCAGAGUUUCAAAAUGGUGUCAAAGACCGCUGAUACUGACUGUCUCCUAAGCAUAGCUGAGAGAGGACAAAGCAAGUUGCUCCUUCAAAAGCACUUCGCCGAAUCGUUUGCUCGACGAAAGAUUUCAUUCACACAACCAUAGAUAAAGAAGCAAAAGUGAUUUUCCUGUUCCCGGUUUGCUAUCAGAGGGGAACAGUAAUAGGAGUUUCUCAUUUUGGGAUUGAUUGGAGUUCCACAUCUGCUGUGUUUUGGGUAACAUUUUAAAAUGUAUAGAGCACUGGCUGCAAAACUCAUUUUGUGUCACUAAAAAUCCCCCCCCCCCCCCCUUUUGUCAUUUUUAGUUCUGUUUGUGUCUUCAAAGUUUAUCUGAAUUGUGAAUAAAUAAGCUUUUGUUUAACGGGUCUGCCUAGCAACGUAUGUCUUACUCUGUUAGAAUAAAUUGUAACUGUCUGCAAAUGAUGCCGCUGGUCCCCAUGCCAUACGCAGUGUGUGUAACUUUGUUUGCCACCCUGACAUUAUUCAUUACGAAGUUAAAAUUGUAUUUAAAGAAGUACCUUCAUAGCAUCCUGAUUUCCACUGACAAGUGUAAGGAGCACUCCUUUACUGAAACAUUCGAGUCUUUCCAGGCAAUGCAUAGCUAUAAUAAUAAAUGUCUAUGAAAUCUAAUCUAUGCAGAUGGUUCUUGUUAAGCAACUAUGUUUAGUUAUAUUUGAUAUUCGCUGGUAUGUUUCAGUUUAAUAUCCAAAUAAGGGUAUGCACCCAUUUUCCCCCCAGUGUUUUUUCGGUUUUGAGUUUAAUAGAUUGAAAAAAAAAAUUUAAAAAUCAAAAUGAAAAGCCCAUAAUGAUAUGAGGUUUUUUUUUUUUUGGUUGGCUUUUUCCAAAUACCCAACAAUUUCAGGCCUAUUAAACUUUAUGGGUCAUUUGGUGGGGCUUUGAGUGGGUGUUUUUUCUUUUAAUUUAGAGCCACCACAUUUGCAGCAUAGCUGCAAGUGACUCUCCUUACAAGAACCCCCUAAGUCUGAUGAAGAUUGGGUCAGGGGAUCCAAUUUUAUGAACCCCCCAAAAAGGCUGCCCCCUUGCUUCCACUGGAAACAGUGGAGGAAAAUUUGGGGACCCAAACUUGAGUAUCCUUCAUCCAAUGAAGCUGGUUUGGUUUGGGGUUCUUGAAAGAGAGGAAGAAAAGCGGGGGGUGGGGUGGGGGGAGAAGGAACUGUUAGUCUCUUGGUGGCUCCUCUAAUGAAUGAAAAGACCGAGAAGCUCUCUGUAAAGUAAAAGUGCAAUAUAAAUAGCAGAGCUAGAAGUUUGGCAUUCCUUGAAUGUAAGAACAAUGUCGCUUUCCUAUUAGGAUCCUGAGGCCGACUGAAUGUUGUGGUGAAUGUAUACCGCCAUCCUGUUAAGGUAAGUGGAUCUAUCGCGGGGGGGCCUUUGGUUCUCAAGCUCUUCAUGUAUGAAGAAUAUGACAAAGAAAUCAACCGUUUUUCUAAAGAAUGUAUGUUGAAAUUCUUUUCUGCUGGGAACUUGGGAUUAAAAGUAGGAAGUGCCAGUGGCUGGUUCUGAUUCAGCACAGUCCACGUAGCAAGAGAUGGGACUAUGAACCUCUGUGUAGGAUUUUGAGUAUCUUAGUUCCCUGUGAUAUACAGAGCUUUAGCUUUAAACUUGAGGACUGUUUACAUGAAAUGUUCUUCCCCUCCUUAGUCUUUCUUAGGUACAUAUUUACAUAAACAAAUGUAAUGUGGGAAUUGAGCAACAGCCACAGAUAAGUGGCUGGCUGCAAUUUCUGUUGCUACGGAGGAUGCUGUGACUGUGAGCAUUGCUGCUGGCUCACCGGUGCAGCAGGUGGGGCGGAGGGGGUAGUUGUUACUGCUCGUCCUUUUUUGUAAAGGUGACAAGAGUUUUGACGGAAGUAUGAAUGCCAAAAAUGCUUAUUUGCAGCAGAAGUUGGAACUACCCAAAGAAUCUGCAAGCAUGUAUCUCUUUAAUUCCCUGAAAAAAAGGUUUCCUCAGAUUGUACCAUCUUGAUUUGGUUGCACAUGCAAAGAUCAGUGUUUCAUAAUGUGAUUGUAUUUGCACAACCUGUUCCAUUCAGGAUGUUUAUAAGGUGACCUGUUGUUGCAUGUAUGGGCUGAAAUCCUCCCUCAGCCACAAGGUGGCCUUGAGCAAAUCACUACUGCAUCUUAUGUGGUGAGAAUAAAAAUAAUUUUCUGUA
Molecule: messenger RNA, 5319 nt
Organism: Sphaerodactylus townsendi
Lineage: Eukaryota; Metazoa; Chordata; Lepidosauria; Squamata; Sphaerodactylidae
Gene: CSE1L
Product: chromosome segregation 1 like
Exons: 25
Coding region: 88-3096 (1002 amino acids)
Biological process (GO): protein export from nucleus; protein import into nucleus
Cellular component (GO): cytosol; nuclear envelope
Molecular function (GO): small GTPase binding; nuclear export signal receptor activity
Source: RefSeq, a predicted model, not a curated record